GUAUGUUAUUUCCCCUAUAAUAAUGUCCUUUUCCAUAGAUCACCAAAAUAACCAUCUCUCUAGUUUGUCUCUUUCUCUCUCUAAGAUGAAUAUGGACAGAGGAAGAGUCAAGCUCAGUAACGCCAUUUUCUUGUUCUUAUUACUCUCAUGUUUUUCUGUAAAAUCAGUGUUGUCUGAGAAAGCCAAAGAGAAUCCCUUUACAGCAAAGGCUUCAACCAUUCGUUACUGGAAAAAGCACGUGUCUGCAAACACCCGCCGUCAAAUACCUCCGUUUCUACUAUCCAAAGCCUCGCCGCUCUCCGCCGUGGAAUCUGCAUUCUUCACCAAACUCGCGGCGGAGAAGGCCCUCUCCUCCCACCUCCCCGCCUUCUGCUCCGCGGCGGACUUGUUCUGCCUGCUCGACUCCAGACCGCCGGCGGCCGUCCUCGACAGCCACCGCACCGACGCCGACUUCUCAUUCUACGCGAACAAGCAGUUCGCCAACUACGGCACCGCCCGGCUCGGCGGCGCCGACCAGUUCAAGAACUACUCCGACGGCCUCAACUUCGCCGCGGGAUCCUUCUCCCGGUACAGCCGCGACUCCACCGGCCACCGCGAGGGUUUCACCGGGUACGCCGCCGACGGCAACGUCGCCAGCUCGAACUUCACCUCGUACGCCACCGGCGCCACCGGCGGCUCCGGCGAAUUCAAGACCUACAUGCCGCGGGUGAACGUCCCGGAUCUCCGCUUCAACUCGUACGACUCGGACGGGAACGGCCACAAACUCGCGUUCGGCAGCUACUCCGACAACACAAACUCCGGCAGCCAAUCGUUCUCCGGCUACGGCAAGAACGGCAACGGCGCCCCCGCCGAGUUCGCCAGCUACGGCGACACGUCCAACGUCGUCGGGUCGAAAUUCACCGGCUACGGGGAACUCGGCAAUGCCGCGAACGACUCGUUCAAGGGUUACACGACGAACGCCAACAACCCUAACAAUAAUUUCAAGAAUUACGGCUCCGGCGGAAACGGCGGCGUUGAUACAUUUAGUAGCUACCGUGAUUCGGCCAAUGCCGGCACCGAUUCAUUUCAAUCGUACGCUCGGACGUCGAAUUCGGCCAAGACGAAUUUCGCAAAUUACGGGAAGUCGUUUAAUGUAGGAUUCGAUGCGUUUAAGGAGUACGCUCAAAAGGGUGCAAUGGACCAAGCGAUAGGGUUCAAAAUUUACGGCUUCAACAACUCGUUCAAAGAGUACGCUCAAAAGGGCAUCACGUUCGCCGGCUACAAGAAACCAACCGAAUCAACGAAACCCGAUGGCAAAACCGUAAAUAACGGCGUUGAGGAGGGUAAAUUCUUUAGGGAAAGCAUGCUUAAAGAAGGGACGAUUAUGAGGAUGCCCGAUAUUAAGGACCGGAUGCCUAAAAGGUCGUUUUUGCCCCGGACAAUCUCUUCGAAGUUACCGUUUUCAACAAACGAACUAAUCGAGCUCAAACGAACUUUCCGUGCGGACGAGGGCUCCGCGAUGGAGCGCGUGGUGGUCAAGGCACUAUCUGAGUGCGAGCGGAACCCUAGUCCCGGCGAGACCAAGAGGUGCGUGGGGUCCGCGGAGGACAUGAUCGACUUCGCGGUGUCGGUUCUCGGGCGGGAGGUGGCGGUGAGGACCACCGAGGGGGUGGCGGGGUCCGGCGGAGAUGUGGCGAUCGGGAAGGUGGAGGGGAUCAACGGUGGAGAUUUAACUAGGGCGGUGUCUUGCCACCAAAGCCUGUACCCGCACCUACUGUAUUACUGCCACUCUGUGCCCAAAGUGAGGGUUUAUGAGGCGAAUAUUCUUGAUGAGGAAUCGAGGGUCAAGAUUAACCGAGGGGUUGCCAUCUGUCAUGUUGAUACGUCCACGUGGAGUCCACGUCACGGUGCUUUCGUGGCGUUGGGGUCUGAGCCGGGGCUUAUUGAGGUUUGCCAUUGGAUCUUUGAGAAUGACAUGACGUGGACUCGUGCUGACUGUUGAUUAUUGGUCCACACAUUCUUAUAUGUUUAUUUGAUGAUAUUUUCGGAAAUGUUUAAUUUCGAUUGGAAAAUUGUGUUGAAAAUUUUAGUUUUUUUUUUUUUUUUUUGGAUAACUUUUUAUGAUUCGUUAACACCGCAAGUUUAAUUUGUCUGCAUAAUUAAAUAGGGGCAAUUUCGCAAUUUGAAAUAUUAAAUAUCGUUUUAAUUUUAU
This is a messenger RNA of Erythranthe guttata (spotted monkey flower), 2191 nucleotides long. Its product is annotated as polygalacturonase non-catalytic subunit AroGP3-like. NCBI's taxonomy places the organism in Eukaryota, Viridiplantae, Streptophyta, Magnoliopsida, Lamiales, Phrymaceae. The record is from RefSeq and is a predicted model, not a curated record.